Spirometra erinaceieuropaei is the source of this 255-nucleotide messenger RNA. The record is from the annotation of a GenBank genome assembly. NCBI's taxonomy places the organism in Eukaryota, Metazoa, Platyhelminthes, Cestoda, Diphyllobothriidea, Diphyllobothriidae.
AUGGUUCAGAGGGCAACGAGUACUUUACACUGGAUCGGAAGUGCAUUAAAAUAUUCCCUCCCAAACUCUUCGAAUGACUUUGUGGCGUCCUUUUACUACUACUACUACUACUACUACUACUACUACUACUACUACUACUACUACUACUACUACUACUACUACUACUACUACUACUACUACUACUACUACUACUACUACUACUACUACUACUACUACUACUACUACUACUACCACUACUACUACUACUACUACUAA